This is a messenger RNA of Exophiala dermatitidis NIH/UT8656, 4961 nucleotides long. RefSeq lists its product as uncharacterized. The record is from RefSeq and is a predicted model, not a curated record. The coding region runs from base 576 to 4352 and encodes 1258 amino acids. The transcript is spliced from 3 exons. NCBI's taxonomy places the organism in Eukaryota, Fungi, Ascomycota, Eurotiomycetes, Chaetothyriales, Herpotrichiellaceae.
CAAUAUCUGAAUACAUGUAUGCGAAACUCGUGUCAGUCAUCAGUGAUGAUGGUGAAGGUAGGAUUACAGCAGUGUACAGUGACGCGCUCUUCCCAACCUAUCUGUCUGCUUUUUUCGCCGUAUUUGCCCAUUGUUACCUGGGGAUGGAGGGUUCUUCUAACUUCACGUCGCGUUCACUCUCAACACCUAUAUUCACAUAUAUAUAUAUAUAUAUAUAUAUAUAUAAACGGGGCUCUCGCGUUUCACAGUGCAUACCCGGUGGGAGCUAUCAGUUUAUGGCGCCCUUCUCACGUCCUUUGCUCCUUGUCCUUCCGUUGUUGCAAGUUUGACACUACUACACCACUUCCAGAGGGCGCCUGACGAGGUGAUGAUGCGGCUGGGAUGAUGCGAUGAUGCGAUGAUGCGUUGAAUGCGGCUGCGCUUUCUAAGUCAGGUGUCGUUUGAGCCCUAACAAGCUGAGAGGCCUUGGCUUUUGAAGCACUCACUCUGUUUUGGGUCUCUACCUCUGCACACAAUUCUCUAUCUUCUUUCUUACUUCAUCUUCCAUCUCAUUGUCAACAAAUCUGGUCUACAUCAUGCCGGUCCUCAAAGACCUGGUCUGUCAGGUCCUUUGGGCCGAAACAGCUUCGGCAUUUCCCGAGUACGGUACUCAGUACGGGGACGGUGUCGUCGAGACUUACAUUGCGAUUCCCAACCAUCCUCAACCCUUCAGUAUUCGGCUUGCAUCUCGAAAAUUCAUCUACGAAGGCCUAGCCGUGCUAGUCUUCAUCGACGGAGAGUAUCAGUGCAACCGUAACAGAGUCAAUCUACGACCGGCGAAGAAGGACGCAUCCGCAGGCCCAACUUUGGUUGACUUGGUGAUGAAGCAAAAAGAGAAGCCUAUCGGCGAUGGAUCAUACGUGGGCCGUGAGUGGCGCUUCGACGACUACAAUAUCAUUCCCGAACUGCCAGAUGGCGUGGACGAAGGCCAUUUCCGUGACCUUGGAACCAUCGAAGUCAUAGUAUUGCGAUGCCGAGCCUCUACACGUGACGAAGGCAACCUGUCAACAACUUCCUCAGGCGAAGAUAGCGAUGUCUUCGUUGCUGACAAGGACGGGGUGGGCCCGCGCCAGGCGCGGGUCAACAGAGGGAGAGUGGCGUCCGCCACAGAUCCCGCGCCUGGCGCGUCCCUGGAGAAGAGAUCGGCCAAGCUUGCUUCGUUGUUCGAUGGCUCAGGUGAUCAACAACCCGUCAUGUACUAUGGAAUUCCAGGUGAUGCACCUCCUCCCAGCUAUCCAUCGUGGAACUGGGAGCGUGCUCGUUCAUCCACGCCGUACACACCUCAUAAGGCCAGCCCUUAUGCUCGAGGCUACCCAGCUACCCCCAAUCUUCAGUAUCAGGGCCGCCAACCGCAUGCACAUGGAGCCACUGCACAUGCACCGCAGUAUGAGAAUAUUGAUUACCAAUCUGCGCGACCUGAGAGACGCGUUCACUUCGAUUUCGGUGAUGGUCGUGGCCCUCAGCAUCAUCGAGGCGCAUCUUCUCGGUCGAGGUACGAUGAUCAGAUGCGUUACCAUGGUUCAAACACUUGGAGAGACGACCAUGAGUACGGUCGAGCUGGUCCAGGACCGGCUUACCGUGAGCCAAACCAGCAUACCCGUCCGAACCCAUACUCCGACUAUCCUGAGCCUCAGCCAUCAGAUGAUCGUCAUUACAUGUAUGACGCUGAACGGAAUGUGUACGGUUACUACCCUGAAGUCAGACUGCCGCACGAGGUCUUUGGAACCCAUAGCCCUCCCAUCGGCCCUUUCAUUCCUCAGCCAGUCCAAGUCCAUCAUCCGUUUUAUCCAGUGCAAGGCAAUCCGCUGCCAGGCGCAGUGCCAAUUCCAAUUCACACUCCGCUGCAGUUUCAACAUGUUCCACUACCGUCGAAUCCGCCACCGGUUUACCCACCACCGCCUUUUCCAGUCGCUCCUUGGAAUGUUGGUCAGCCGCAGCCCCCGACGCAACACUAUCCCGUGCCCAUCUGGAUCCCAACCCCUGCAGGCCCAGUUUUGUCACACGGACCAGGUCCGGUACCAACCUACCCACCGCCUGGUAAUGUGCCACUCUUUCACACCCGCGCCCCAAUCCCCGUCAUGACUCGGGUUCCAACAGUGCCUGUCACGGCUGUCGCAUGUUCGGAACCUCAGGCAGAUGCCAGUGGAGCAAAAGCCGACACGGCUGAUAAGCCAAAAGAAGAUCAAGAGUCGAAGGACGACAAGACUGACAAGGCUGACAAGGCUGACAAGGCUGACAAGGCUGACAAGGCUGACAAGGCUGACAAGGCUGACAAGGCUGACAAGGCUGACAAGGCCGACAAGGCCGACAAGACAGACAAGACUGACCAGGAAAAGAAAGAGGAUUCCAGCAAACCCAAAGACACUCAAGAUCCUGUCCCGACCCUCACCGCCGACGGCUGGCCGACCAACACCCCAGCUGCGGCCAAUGCUACCAAGAACAACACUGCCAAUGUCUACAAACCUCCGACUCCGCCUGUUGAGAACAAUGAUUUCGUUUUCACCAACGAUACCACAGCCAAUGAUGGAGAGGAUUGGCAGAACGAGAAGAACGACGAUAAUGAUCAGAAUAAAGGCAGUGACGAGAAGCAGUCCGGUGGAGGCUGGGAUAACGACAAUAAUGACAGUACUUCCAAUGCCGGUAAAGUGGGCAAGCGUGCUCUCUAUGGCCCUCAUGGUGCCUAUUACACAUCGAAGGCCUUGACAGCAAAGGCAAAAGGACCAGAUGUGGAAGAAGAACCACGAUACGAUGUCCCGAAGGCCAUAGCUGAGAAGCUAGGUGCUUCCAAACAGGUCCAGCCUGGGCAGGGGUUCAUCUACACCAAGAAGAGAUGUGUGCCUCAAUACAUUGACAGUCUGGACGAACCAUAUGCCCGAUUCGUGUUCAAGUAUCGGACCAAAGAAGCGCUCAAAAAAGAAAUCGGCUUGGAGGUCUCAAAGGAACCCACACCCAACGAGGAUGUCAACGCACUGGAGAACAUGGAGAAGGCCCAGCUUAUUGAAAUGGUCCUGAGAGCCAAAGGUGCCUUGGGUGGCAAGAUACCGAGCCCACCACCAAAGCCGGCGGCCGUACCUGUUUCAACCCAGUCUUAUGAGCCUAUUCCUGUCACGGCACCCAGCCUCGACUUCUUGAGCUACAAGUUGCCACCAGGACGAGCCGUCUCUAAUGGUACUGGCCUCGGGAUCCAGGAGUCCAACUCUGGCAAUGCCAAUGCCAGCAGCAAGGGUGAUCAAAAGGAAAAUAACUGGGACACUAGUGCGCCUAAUUGGCAAGAAGAUGGCACCACUGACCAGACCACUACCAAUACCAAUACCAAUCAGGGUGUGGGUUGGGAUGGAGUGGCCGAACAAUCACCCGAGAACUUGUCGGCUCCUGAAGAGGAAGGAUCCGGAGAAGGAAUUGCAAAUCAAGGGCAAAAGCAGCAGCCGCUCCUCCUCAGCCCUGUAAGACUGGUAGCGCGGGAUUCGUCGAAGAUUGUCGUCUCUUGUUCUCCAGGUUUCGAAUACACACCAAGUGAAUACUCACAAGAAGACGAGUCGCUAGACGGUCUCGACGGUAUCAGUGACAACUGCUCAGCAGCAGGGUCGUUUUACAGCCCUGUCCAACCAAGCCCUCCCAAGCGAUGGCCCUUCAACAAGCGACGAAGCAACAAGCAGAUUAAGCGAGAUGCCAAUCUCACUCCAUUACGCACACCCGAGUUUACCAAAGUCCGUUCUCAUAGUCCACCAAGUCUCCGGACCCCAACACCAGUGCGGCGGAGAGGUAGGCGGUUGAGAUAUCCUUCUUUCUCCGACAACGAAGUUGUUCCAAUGCCAUCGUGGCCGGAAAUGGAUAUGGACGAGCCAGGCCCAGCGAUCCCGACCAGCCCCGUCUAUGCAAUUCACAACCGUUCUCUGCCGCAAGCAAAUCGUGUUUUGCUACCGUGGGCGACUGAACUUGCAGCUACUACCUCGCUGGAGGAUGAACCGGUGCUACGAAAUCCUGCCGACAGUCCAGUUCAUCUUCAGUUCCCUGCUCCGGUAUUGUCGUCGGCAGAUGCGGCACAAGCAACAGAACAACAACUGCCAGCACCUGUGUUUCCUCCUCUGCCAGCUAUCACGAUCACGACUCCAGAGCCUAUCUACGUCCCCGGAAUGGCACCCCGAAGAAUCGCCCGCAUUCCAACGUAUGAAGAGUGCAUUGGCUUGGAUGAGAUAUUUGGUCCUGGCUUCGAUCCGCGUCCUCGUCCACCUACUCGGCCGAGAAAUCCUGCUCGCUUGUUGUACAAGAGCAUACGACGCACCUCGGAUGGCAGAACUGUGGGUACUCUCUGAUCGCUGAAGCGUUGAGCGAACACUUGAAAUAUGACAAGAAUCAAGCCGAAGGUUCCACGGUGAAUUGAACAAGCUAAGAAUGGUCACACGAGCAACCGAACUGCACAGUGUCUGAGGGAGCGAAACAUGCUGAAUAGCUCGAGCUAGACGGCGUUUAUUGGGGAUAGAAGGGUGCAAUUGUUAUGGAAGAGAGCAACAAAAACUAAUGUUUAAUUUUUAAUGGACGUGGUGGCCGGAGCGAAGCAGCGAAGACGGCUCAGGAUAUCCUCGUCUGCAACCAUGCUGACUGCAACCACGGUGGACGAGGCGAGCAUGCCCCUUUUCUGAUGAGGGAUCGAGCAGACAGGGACUCGGCAGCCAUUCUAUGCAUUGUCAUAGCACACCACCCAACCCCUUUGUGCUUGUUUCUGGUCCUGGCUGCCCUGCAUUUCUUCCUUUCUUCAGGGAGACUGCGAUAGAGGGAGCGUGAGCUUUACGAAUUGUACUAGAGUAAAGAGUGGAUUCAGUAACCAUAAGAUACAGUACAGCCAGCCGGUCACGCUUUAGAACUGGCUGUAGGUGUGAAAGGACAUCUCCAGCCGUAGGAGGAUAUAUCUCUCAUGGUUCCCC